Molecule: messenger RNA, 1200 nt
Organism: Eutrema salsugineum
Lineage: Eukaryota; Viridiplantae; Streptophyta; Magnoliopsida; Brassicales; Brassicaceae
Product: probable prolyl 4-hydroxylase 10
Exons: 8
Coding region: 91-960 (289 amino acids)
Biological process (GO): peptidyl-proline hydroxylation to 4-hydroxy-L-proline
Cellular component (GO): endoplasmic reticulum
Molecular function (GO): iron ion binding; L-ascorbic acid binding; procollagen-proline 4-dioxygenase activity
Source: RefSeq, a predicted model, not a curated record
UUUGCUGCUGCUCGCUCCUCUGCUUGCUUUUGAAUCUCGGCCGGAUCUCGGCGAUCGAUCCUUGAAGAUUUUAAAAAAUCCUUUUCGAAUAUGAUGGCGCGACCGAGGAAUUAUCGCCCUUCAUCUCGGAAAUCCUCGUAUUCAACGGUCGUCUUCGUGGUAUUGAUUAUGUUUACUUUCGUGAUUUUGUUUCUUCUCGCGCUUGGAAUUCUCUCCCUGCCCAGCAACAAUGCCGGUUCUUCCAAGGCCAAUGAUCUCACUUCCAUUGUCCGGAAAACUCUUCAGAGAAGUGGCAAGGAUGACUCAGAGAACGAACGUUGGGUUGAAAUUAUCUCUUGGGAACCAAGAGCUUCUAUUUACCACAAUUUCUUGACCAAGGAGGAAUGCGAGUAUCUAAUAGAGCUAGCUAAGCCACAUAUGGAGAAGUCAACAGUUGUCGAUGAGAAGACUGGAAAGAGCACAGAUAGCAGGGUUCGAACCAGCUCAGGAACAUUUCUUGCAAGAGGUCGCGACAAAACUAUCCGUGAAAUUGAGAAAAGGAUAUCAGAUUUUACAUUCAUACCAGUUGAGCAUGGGGAAGGUCUUCAAGUUCUCCACUACGAAAUAGGGCAAAAGUACGAGCCUCAUUAUGACUACUUCAUGGAUGAGUAUAACACUAGGAAUGGGGGCCAGCGGAUAGCCACAGUUCUCAUGUAUCUAUCAGAUGUGGAGGAAGGGGGUGAAACAGUGUUUCCUGCAGCCAAGGGAAACUACAGCGCAGUGCCAUGGUGGAGUGAAUUGUCAGAGUGCGGGAAAGGCGGGCUGUCCGUGAAACCAAAGAUGGGAGAUGCAUUGCUUUUCUGGAGCAUGACACCUGAUGCGACUCUAGAUCCAUCUAGUCUUCAUGGUGGGUGUGCUGUUAUCAAAGGGAACAAGUGGUCAUCCACUAAGUGGUUGCGUGUACAUGAGUACAAGGUUUGAGGCUUUGAGCCAUCAUUGAGAUGAAUGGGGAAAAGUAGUAUGUAAUGCAAGAAGAAGAGUAAUCAAGUUGUGAUGCUACAGGGCAGCGGGUGGGUUCGCCUGAAAGCUGAGAUGAGCCUCGUCAGAGUUUUGAGGGAAGUUGGGUGGGAAACCAGAAGAAUAGAGAACAAGGGAAUACAACAUUACACUAGUAGUAGAAGUGAAGGCUUGGGAUUUGUUUUUGAUAUAUAAUGUUUUAAA